UGCUGAAACCCAGGUGAGCUGAGAUGGGUGGGGCUUGGCACAAUAUGUGAGCUGUCAGUGGAACCAACAGGGCAGGUACAACAAGCUGUUCGUUUGCAUAAAGACAGUUCAGAUCCACACCUUAGUUCUGCUGCAGAGAGUACAGACACAAAGGCUGACUGAAGAGUUUAACUUUGUUUCUGUUUUAAGCUGUUUCUUUAAGGUGCAGGGCGCUGCACAGGAUUUCAUUUCAUUUACCAGUCAUGAAGUAAGUCUGUUUAUGAACUUUUGUUUUUCAUCAUAAUGUUAAAGGAUUGCUAACUGAAGAAGUCACCACAUGCCUUGUACUGUUUACCUAGACUAGUUGUGGUGAUUCACACCUGGUGGACAGGUUUUUGAUUUUGUCACAAAGUGAACUGCUUGUUCUCACUCAAUGAGUAUCUGUUGCUUCAUCAUAGUUUAGUUUUUAGUCUGAACAGCAUGUUUAACAGUCACACAAUUUGUCCCACUGAAGGUAAAGGAGAGGCCUGUUGCGCAUAGAGACUCUAGAGGGGAUCUGGCACCUAAUGGAGUCCAAUCUGUCCUGCCUGUCUUCACUGAAAGAAGAAGACAAUGUGGUUUACAUCCAGCCACAUUACAAAGAAUCCUACCGCCUGGCCAUUUAUGCCCUCCUCUGUGGAGGCAAAGAGGCAUACGAGGAGUUCCUCCGAGCCGAGCAGAUAAACCACUUUCUAUCAGAGAAGGAGAUCCUGUUCAUUUUGGAAAAUGCCGAGUUACCAGUGGUGGAGGAGGAAGACUCCUCUGAGGGGAAACGGGCCACAGACGAGGUCAGACCCUCCACCUACUUCCCAACCGAGUCGGACGAGGAGGUGCCCGACCUGGACCUGGGCUGGCCGGAGGUGUCGCUGGAGGACAUGGACACCAGCAUCAGCCUGCUGUUCCACCCGCCCAGACAAAACACUCCGACAAUUAAAGAAGUGGUUCGCAAGCAGAUACAGGAGGCGAGGAAGUUUAUUGCCAUAGCGAUGGACGUGUUCACUGAUGUCGAUAUUUUCAAAGAGAUCAUCACUGCCACGUUGAGGGGAGUGGUAGUCUACAUCCUCCUGGAUGAAGCCCAGUUCAAGAGUUUCCUCACCAUGUCACACAGGCUGGGCAUCAACAUUCAAGACCUCAAGAACCUUCGUGUUCGGACGGUUCAGGGUCAGCAGUAUCAGUGUCAGUCCGGGGUGAAGUUCCAUGGAGAUUUGGAGCAAAGAUUCCUUAUGGUGGACUGCAGAACAGUGAUGUAUGGAACAUACAGCUACACAUGGUCGUUUGAGAAGAUCAACCUCAGCAUGGUCCUGGUGAUCACAGGUCAGCUGGUUGGCUCUUAUGACGAGGAGUUUCGAAGACUGUACGCUCGCUCCUCACUUCCUGUAGUUCUGUCCAGGGAGAAGUCAUCUGUCCUGUACCUAAGAGACACUGUGGGCCUGAAGAGACCAAAUUCCAGCCAGCUUUCCCUCCACCAAAUUCACACGAGACCCAAAGUAAUGCAUGGCAUGAGGAGUGCUCAGGAUGACAGGUUUAACAAUGCCGCCAUGAUGACCAGGGGCCUGAGCAUGCAGGAGAGACUGCAUCAGUCUCACUGUUUCGACAUGGGGGGGAAUCUGCUGCGGGGACACAGCUAUGGCGGAGAACUGCAGAAUUUAAACUCCAUGACUCGGCUAAGGAUGGGGACCAAGAACAUCGGAGUCCCUGUUGUUCCCGAGAAGACAGGACCUAACGUGAGGGGGGGCGGUGACUCGCUGCUAACAAACAGGAUGUCUCAGCAACACAUUAGGCACCAGACUCGCUAUGGAGCGGACCAGAAUCUGAUACCGUUCAACUCUGAAACGUCACUCAACAGGUGGAAGAUAGACACAUACUUUAAUGACAGCAACAUGCCUCUAGAUGCAUCAUACGAUGCGUUAUCCCCUAUGGCAUCGCCGUAUAGUAGCCACACAGGCUUAAACGAGCAUCAGUCACAGCUGAUUCACAACAGGUCGAGGGACAUAAAGUCCAGGAUGGAGGAAAUGAGGCAGAAGAGGCUCAGUCUGCAGGAGUACAGCAAUCUCAGGCAGAGCCAAGAGUCUUUGAGGUCUAUGUAUCCGACUACGGAAAGACCUAAAUUUGUGCCUCUAUUAAGAGGUCUGGACAUGUGCCAGAGCGUGGCAGAAUUAGAGCCAAAUACAGAAAACGGUUGCAGCCUGGAAACAGCCAAUCCCAGAGAGAGUGAGCCAAAUAAGGGAGGAAACAAAAGAGAGCAAACUUUCACUGAUGGCCACCGCUCUGCCUCUCACUACGACGUCACAAUGGCUCAAGAUCGAAAGACAACACAGACGUACGACUGGCACGAGCCCCUUUCCAGGACAACCUCAGCUGCCGAUUUAGAUAUGAAACUAAACGAUCCAUCACUUAAGCUAUCUCAUUUGCAUCCUAGCGGUCUCCAACACCCAAGAGCGAUGGAGUCUUUGACUGAGAUCCCUGAAGAGAAAGAGGGUUCACGUGUCAACAGUUCGGACUUAGCUGCAUUUAAAGAUGAAAAUGAGGAGAUUCGCAAAGACAAGGAAGCUGUUCCAAAGGAGAACACUGUUAAAACCAGCGUACCGGCUGAAUCACAGCGCCAGGAUCAAGCCAGAGGAAGACGUGGUUCUGUAGGUAAGGCAGCCAACAGCUCAGGCUCAGCUGCUCCAAGAGAAGGAAUGAAAUCAAUAUCCAAAGAGAUACAAACUGUCCCAAAACUCUUAAACACUUUUACAGGACCUCAGCAUGCCGUCGAAGCUAAGAGUAGUCACAUGGAAACACAAACACAGCAGGAGGAACCGCCCCUUCAGAGGAAGAAUUCCUUGAGAAUGAAAGUAUAUUCGAUGCUUUCCCCAGACGAAAAGAAAGCAUCUAAAAAAGACGAGAAGUCGCUCCAAAGAAAGGCCUCACUGAGAUCGUCGCAGAAUCCCUCAGGAUCAAACCAACCACUCAGAGCAGACCAUUCACAGGCACCUCCGCCAGAGCAAACAACAAAGAAAGGUCAGUCGCCGAGCACCUCCAGGUCGCAGAGCUCUCUCGGCAGUCAAACAGAGACAGAGAAGCAUAAAUCUCCAUUCCAAAGACUGUCUCCUCUGCGUUCAAGCAAAAAAAAAAAUAAUCUAGCAGGAGAGCCGGACCGAGGCUCAAGGAACACUCUAGACAACGAGGGAGCGACUGUCAAUCACCCCAGAAAAGAGAAAGUCUACAGUCGAUUUGAAUAUUAUCUUAGCGCUGACAGUAUUCCUCAGGAUAAAUCAAUGACAGGGGCAAGCAUGUUGCCCUCAGAGAAAGACAGAGGCUCUUCCCCGAACAAUCAUGACUCUGGUUAUCCAAUGUAUGAGACACAAAGUGGCACUGACAACAAACUGGGAAGAUUCAUGCAGCGAGUAGGAAAUCUAAUAGGAAAGAACAAGUAGAGUUGUAGGAAAAGAGGAAGGCCACCGUGCUGAAGAAUAAUCCAUGUUCUGUUUAUUGAUUAAUUUAGGUUCCCACACAGAGACACAGAUGCUGUAUGUGGUCAUCUCUGCAGUAUGCUACGUUUUUCUUUUGAUAGGUUUGAUAAUGUAGCUAAGAUCUUAUCAGGGAGGAAGCUGGGUCGAUAUGAUAAUACCGGUAAGUCAAGGUGUUUACAGAUGAAGUUAUAGCAGGAUGAAUAUGACAGUAGCACUUGCAGACACAGAAAAAUUUGUUAUCAAGUGAGUUGAAUCGUGUGAAAAGGCAUCUGUCUUUAUAUUGAAAGUGUUUGUUCUUUUUGAAAGUUAACUUAAAGGAUAAGUCUGGUGAGGCUUUUUAGUUUGCCAUGAAAAGACCAAUACCAACAGUGAAUGUAGGGGGACUGAACGUCCAGAAAAAUUCGGGACAGUAAGGAAUUACAAGCAGUUGUCCAGAGUCCUGUCCUGUUUGUCCCAAAAAUUAGGCCAAACCUGAGUUUUGAUUAGUUAUAGCCUGAUAAAACAUGAGAUACUGAUUAUUUUGGUGUUGCCCACAGAUGGGCAGUGUUAUAUCUGUAGCCCAUAUUCAUUAUGGCUGUUGUAGUUUUUUUUUAGCCGUGUACAGUAGUCCCGCGAAUUGAUAAACAAAUAGCUGCGAUGCAUAGCUAUGACGAAUGUUGAAUUAAAAAGAUUCCGCAGGGAAAAUAAACCAUCCAUCACUGACAUGGAGCCUGGUGUCCCAGGACCUGGUGAACAGCCAGCCAAAAAGAAAAAAACGUUUCAGCAGGUACCGGGAGGAGUGGGGAGGGAAAGACCUGGGAUCAUUGCUGCCUUACGAGACCCAAACAAAGCGUUUUACAAAGACUGCAUUAAAGAAGGAAGUCUUGAGUUGGUUUUGGUCUUUUCAAGGAAUUUGUUGACAAUAAAAAAUAUAUAUAUAAUAUUGCCAACCUCAUCCUUUAAUGUGUUUUUGCAUUGUCUUAUUUGUAAAAUGUAGUUUUCUCACUUGGCUUGAUUUUGUCUUUUGAUGAUUUUGACAUGGCUACAAGAGUUCAGUGGGACUUAAUGAUGAUAUUAAGAAGUCACAAAGUCAAUGUGACUCCAAGUUAAUGACUUUACAUAUGUCACCGUGAACAGCUUUCGUUGGAUCUUCUUUCUACUGAAAAUAUAGUUCCGUUGAAAACUGAUCACAGUGAAGUCUGUUGAAGUCUUAUCGUUACUGCUGUUGAAAAUGUGUAUAUUUAGUUUUUAAAUGCAGAUGGCAGCACUAUCAAAAUCCUGUUCACCUCCAUUGAUUUGGUGUUGCAGCAGAACUUUCAGAGACAGAUAUCUCAAAAUCUGGGCACAUAAACCUGAAGUUAUCUGCAUGGAUAGGUACCACAAGGGGUAAGUCAGAACAAUAUGUAUUUUGAAGAGAGUGAAGAUUUAUCCUUGACCUUGGAAACCAGCAGUUUAGAAAACAGUCAAGGUCUAUUAUAGCUGCUCUGGAGCCUUUGAUAAAAUCAGCAGAUAGAGUUUGCCCAGUUUUCAUGUAAUAUGUUAAAAUAAAACCUUUCUGGGGAAAGCAAACUUCAUCUGCUGAGGAAGAUCAUGAUCAAAAGCUCCAGAACAGCAACUAAUUGGACCUUGAGGUGAGAUUGUUCGAAAGUCUUUUUUGUAAACUGGGUGAAACAACACUUUUUCUAUCUAUUUAUGUGAUUUUUCACAGUCACGUGAAAAUGUGGAUUGCAGGUUUUUACAUCUGGAAUAUAAACUGUAAAUAAAAGCAUACAUGUGAAACAAUGCUUA
This is a messenger RNA of Sander lucioperca (pikeperch), 5240 nucleotides long. RefSeq names its product protein FAM83B-like. The transcript is spliced from 5 exons. Gene Ontology annotation, biological process: epidermal growth factor receptor signaling pathway. The coding region runs from base 546 to 3437 and encodes 963 amino acids. The record is from RefSeq and is a predicted model, not a curated record. Lineage: Eukaryota; Metazoa; Chordata; Actinopteri; Perciformes; Percidae. Gene Ontology annotation, cellular component: membrane; cytoplasm.